AUGAAACUGUUUUUCAUACCGAAAACGCAAAACCAGUUUCUGUUUACUUGGAAAAUAACUAAUUGGCACCAACACGUGAAAUCAUCUACAGCAGGAAAGUAUUUUAUGCAUCACAUCAGCAGCAGUUCAUUCUAUGUUUAUCCUGGGUAUCACAUGUAUAUUAGUGCUUAUCCAAAUGGUUACGACAUUAGUAGCAAAAAUUAUCUUAGUGUUUUUCUGUUUGCAAUUGAAGGUGACCUUGAUAAAGCGAUCAAAUGGCCAUUUCCACUUUCUUUCUAUUUUGAAUUGGAAGACCAACAACAUGGAGGAAAAAGUGUUCGUCACCAACGAUCACCACCAUAUGGAGGGGCACUGGCAUCUUCUACAUGUAAUAGCGGAUGUGGUUUUCCAAAAUUUGCUAGUCAUGAAUUUAUGGAGUCACGUCGGUACAUCAAACAUGAUUCAAUUUGUAUAAAACUGGGUGUUCAUGUCAAAGUUGAAUAUGAUCACAGGUGA
Messenger RNA from Corticium candelabrum, 495 nucleotides. RefSeq names its product TNF receptor-associated factor 4-like. The coding region runs from base 1 to 495 and encodes 164 amino acids. NCBI's taxonomy places the organism in Eukaryota, Metazoa, Porifera, Homoscleromorpha, Homosclerophorida, Plakinidae. Gene Ontology annotation, molecular function: protein binding. The transcript has a single exon. The record is from RefSeq and is a predicted model, not a curated record.